Molecule: messenger RNA, 1351 nt
Organism: Chilo suppressalis (striped riceborer)
Lineage: Eukaryota; Metazoa; Arthropoda; Insecta; Lepidoptera; Crambidae
Source: the annotation of a GenBank genome assembly
AUGAUCAUAACAAAGAAAUCGAUAUUAUACCAAUUGAUAUUCCUGCUAGUUUUUCCAGUUGUGUGUCAAUCGAAAAUUAAAAUCAACAUAACAGUAGCUUCGUACAUAAAGAACGUGAUCACUGAAUUCCAAGGAGAAGAUAACAAAGUAGUGACGGACCAUGAAAAAGAACUGUACAAUAUUACACUGGAAAAUCUAAACCGUGGCAUGAGAGUUGAACUUGGCAAAGCACCUGAUAAUCUUUUCUUGAAGGACCCAACACCAUACGGCGAUUUAUACAAACGAUACAAGUGGCCAGAAGUAAAGCGGAACCUGAAAGUAGUUAACGCCGAAAUUGUGGACUUGAUCAGAAAAGAAGGAGUCUUGAAGACACAUGAGCAUGUUAACAAUUCCACAGAAGCUGUGAAAAAGAUAAGGAGUUUAUACGAUUUCGUUGAGAGCAGUGUGUAUUCGUCGUGGUCGAAAACAGGUUUACCAGCUGAAGAAACUUUUUACGACGUUAACGUAAAUUUUGGCGAUACAAAGUUUGUCUAUGAAAACGAGUGGAGAGAUCGAACCCUGAAAAGUACCCUAGUGAAAAUUGGUGUUACUAAAAAAGGCCGCAUCACUGUUAAACCAGGACAAACGGUAGUCACAAAACUAAAAGCUUUCAAAACUAUAAUAACAAUCAAAUUGAAGUACAAAGCGCAGCUUAUUGGCAAUUUGAUUGGUGAUUAUGAAAGAUUGUAUGGAAAGUAUCAUUUUUAUUCACCGAAUAUCAAUAAUAUCAUGGGAGCCGCAGGACUGACCAAUGACAUUGAAACUACUGAAUCUCUUGAAGUGGUUUGCUACUCAGAUCCCUCUCUGCAUGUUUACGAUAGAGAUACAGGAUUGACUGUUAGAUCAGAUACAGUAUUAUGGUUGUUUAGGAGUAAGAAGCGUAAUAAAUCACCAUAAUUGGAAAUAAUUACAAUCUUCUUCUUUAUUAUCAUCGGAAUUAUGAUAAAGCUGUUAAUUAAUAUCAGUGAUAGGGCUCAGGCUUUCUUAAUAGAUUAGGAUCGAUAGACACAGCAGCGGUCCUGAGCCCACCACUUGAGCCCAGUGAGAAUUUGUCAAUGCUAACGACUGAAGGAGGCCGAUACUGAUAAUAAGUCACAUAAACUAAGUUUAACUGGCCAUUGGAGAAAUUGGAGAAAUUGUAACUAAGACGAUCGCAGAUCGAAAGCACUGAACUACCCCUCCUGUAGUGUGUGUACUAGACAUAUGCACACACGCAUCUCUCCCAAUAUAUAAAGCAUUGUAAUAUUAAUAAAUGCUCUCUUUAAUCGCAGUCAGUUGCUUUAUUUAAACGCCCCGAACCGCCAACACUGCA